Molecule: messenger RNA, 2490 nt
Organism: Anguilla anguilla (European eel)
Lineage: Eukaryota; Metazoa; Chordata; Actinopteri; Anguilliformes; Anguillidae
Product: serine/threonine-protein kinase PkaA-like
Exons: 17
Coding region: 43-2490 (815 amino acids)
Biological process (GO): regulation of mitotic cell cycle; protein autophosphorylation; negative regulation of apoptotic process
Cellular component (GO): cytoplasm
Molecular function (GO): protein serine/threonine kinase activity; ATP binding
Source: RefSeq, a predicted model, not a curated record
UACGACUGAUCAUUUGUAUGCGAGUGCAUUGUACAGUUAACAAUGGACAAGCUGUAUAGGAUAAUCAACUAUCUUUACGGAGCGAUCGUUGACUUUCCCGCGUGGGUCAGAGGCAGGGAGCAAGAACAUGUGGAGAACCACUACAUAACGGGACCAUUAAUUGGACGGGGAUCAUAUGGCUCCGUAUAUGCUGGGAUGCGCAUCAGUGAUGGACUUCCGGUUGCCCUCAAAUAUGUAGGGAAAUUGGAAGGCGAUGAACUGCUUCUUCCUGGACAGGACUCGCCAAUUCCCAGAGAAGUGGCGCUCAUGGGCCUAGUGAACCAGGACACGGGCCAUCGCAACGUCCUGCACCUCCAUGAGUGGUUCGACGCCUCAGACCACUAUGUCAUGGUAUUGGAGCGUCCUUACCCCUGCACGGACCUCUUGGAGUUCUGCGACGCCCAAAAUAAUUGGGUGGAUGAAGAGCAGGCACGCGGGGUGAUGGACCAACUUCUGCAGGCCCUGCUGCACUGCCAGAAUUCUGGAGUUUUCCAUCGGGACGUCAAAGCAGAAAACAUCCUGAUAAACACAGAAUCGCUGCGCAUCAUCCUGAUAGAUUUUGGGUGUGGGGAUCUAUGGCAGGAUACACCAUUCAGCGAAUUUUCAGGCACCAGGGAAUAUGCCCCUCCUGAGUGCUUUGUGGAAGGACUGUACCAGGCCGGCCCUUCCACUGUGUGGUCCGUAGGGGUCACUUUGUAUGACAUCAUCUGCGGCCGCUUGCCAUUUAAAAAGUUUGACGAGCAGAGCAUGAGCAGAGUGCGUUUCCCUGAAGGGCUGUCCUCAGAGAUCAAGGACUUCAUCAGAUGGUGCUUGGCGCCCGAGGUGGAGGAUCGAGCCACAUUGGAACAGCUUCAGCUUCAUCCGUGGCUCCGCCCCUUCUGCUCAGAACAAGCAGAGGACGAUUUAGAACAUGUGGAGGACCUCUACAUGAUUGGAUCGCUACUUGGAGAGGGUGGAUGUGGCUCAGUUUACGCUGGAAUCCGCAUCUCUGAUGGACUACCGGUUGCUCUGAAGUAUGUAGAGAAAUGUGAAGAUGACGAACUACUAAUACUACCUGGACUGGACUCGCCAGCUCCCUUGGAGGUGGGGCUCAUGGGCAUGGUGAACAAGCGCACGGGCCAUCCCAACGUCCUGCGCCUCCAUGAGUGGUUCAACACCUCAGACCACUAUGUCCUGGUAUUGGAGCGCCCCGACCCCUGCACGGACCUCUUCCGCUUGACCCAAAAUCAUGGCAUGGACGAAGAGCAGGCGCGGGUGGUGAUGGACCAGCUUCUGCGGGCCCUGCUGCACUGCCAGAGUUCUGGUGUUUUCCAUCGGGACGUCAAACCAGAAAACAUCCUGAUCGUCAAACCAGAAAACAUCCACACAGAAUCGCUGCGCAUCAUCCUGAUAGAUUUUGGAUGUGGGGCUGUAUGGCAGGAUACACCAUUCAGCGAAUUCGCAGGCACCGAGGAGUAUGCAGCUCCAGAGUGUCUUGUGGAAGGACUGUACCAGGCCGGCCCUUCCACUGUGUGGACUGUUGGGGCCACAUUGUGUUAUAUCAUCUGCGGCCGCCUGCCAUUUGACCAGAGGGACGAGCGUAGCAUGAGCAGAGUGGAUUUUCCUGAUGGGCUGUCCUCAGAGGUCAAGGACUUCAUAGGCUUGUGCUUGGCACCCAAGGUGGAGGAUCGAGCCACACUGGAACAGCUUCAGCUUCACCCGUGGCUCCGCCCCAUCUGCUCUGGAGAAGUGGAAUCCAUGGAAGAGAAUGGAAAUGAGGAAGAUGGAGAGCAGAACAUGGGGCCCAUGGAAAAACCGGGCCCCUCCAGCUCCCUCACUCCAGCAAAUUGCUCCCAGAAUGCGUCAGAGGAGAGCGGUAAAAGAGAGAGAGACGUGAGGGGGAGGAGGUGUGCGGCAAACCCGAAAACACCAGCAGACUGCCUUAGGAACGCCCCAGAAAAGAUUGCCGUGAAGAGAAAGAUGGGGUGUGAAGAAAAUCAGGACCCCUACAGCUCUUCCAGGCCUACAAAGUGCCCCCGGAAAGAGCAAGACGGAUGGUGGCUGAAACAGCAGGACUCUGAAGCAGAGAGCCAGCAUGAACAUGGCCACCAAGCCGCUGUACUUAGCCCUGGGAGGGGUGCGCAAAGAGGGGCGCAACACCCGCCCCCGCCGCAUCCGGAGCAGGGAGAGGAUGGGCGGCGCCUGAGCCGGGCAGAGAGCAGCUGCUUCCGCUGCUCCCUGCCCGCGCCUGACAGCUCUGACUCCAGAGUCCCAGGACCCGGCUGCCUACCAUUGGACCAACCUGCUGGCCUAACUGUGACCCAUUUCAUGCUGGGCUUCUCAAUGCAUUGGAACAUGUCAUUCCCAGAAUAUGACCAAAUGGAUGGGCUACCUGGCCUCGCCGUCGACCACCAGGGCCAGGAGCCCAGCCUCCUCCGGGGGUUGAUAAAAUUGGGUUCGGGCAGACUGUGA